Messenger RNA from Clunio marinus, 4186 nucleotides. The record is from the annotation of a GenBank genome assembly. Lineage: Eukaryota; Metazoa; Arthropoda; Insecta; Diptera; Chironomidae.
AACUAUCCAAUUUGGGGCCGACAGAAUCUCAACGAUAAACAAUCGAUUUUUCUUCAUUUUUUUGCCCUAACUUCAAUAGUUCUCACUUAUAAUGAGCAACGAUCUUAAUUCCAAGAAAGCUAGCUCAACUGAUUCGUUGAAUAACGACACCAUGCAUUCAAAUAUUUCAUUCCAAUUACUUGCUGGGGAAGUUGUUCAAGACAUCAAUGAUGUAUCUUAUAUAUGUCCGUACUAUGGGCCUCAACGUGGCACAUUAACAAUAACAAACUAUCGACUUCAUUUUAAAUCUAAUCCCCUUCCUCAUGAUAAAGAUCCAAUUCAAAUUCUUGACGUUCCACUGGGUGUUGUCUCUCGCAUUGAGAAAGUUGGAGGAGCUAGUUCAAGAGGUGAAAAUUCUUACGGAAUUGAUAUUUUGUGUAAAGAUAUGAGAAAUCUCAGAUUUGCUCAUAAACAAGAGAAUCAUUCAAGAAGAACAGUUUUUGGAAAACUUCAGAAUUUUGCUUUUCCACUUGCUCACAAUGAACAAUUGUUUGCGUUUUAUUAUGCUGAGAAGAUGUUAGAAGAUGGCUGGAAUAUUUAUGAGCCAAUUGCUGAGUUUCGUCGGAUGGGUCUUGGUGCAAAUUCAAACAUUGAAUGGCGAAUCACAAAAAUCAAUCAAAAAUAUGAACUCUGCGAUAGUUAUCCAGCUGUUCUUGCUGUUCCAAGAUCUGUUUCUGAUGAUGAUUUGCGUCCAGUUGCAAAUUUCCGUUCUAGAAAUCGUCUUCCAGUUCUUUCAUGGAUUCAUCCAACAUCACUUGCAACAAUCACUCGUUGUUCUCAACCACUUUGUGGCGUCAGUGGAAAGAAGUCGCCAGAAGAUGAAAAUUACAUUAAUGCAAUAAUGGAAGCAAACCCACAGUCAGAUAAACUGUCAAUUAUGGAUGCAAGACCCAGUGCUAAUGCAAUCGCUAACAAAGCUAAAGGUGGUGGCUAUGAAUCGGAAGAUGCUUAUCAGAAUGUCGAACUUAUCUUCCUAGACAUUCACAAUAUCCAUGUAAUGCGCGAAAGUUUAAGGAAAUUGAAAGAAAAUUGUUUUCCUGCAACAGACGAUCAAAAAUGGUUAUCGGCAGUUGACAAUACGAUGUGGUUGAAACAUAUUAAAUGUGUGCUUGCUGGUGCGAUAAGAAUUGUUGAUCGUAUUGAAAACAUGAAAAAUUCAGUCGUCGUUCAUUGCAGUGAUGGAUGGGAUCGAACAGCACAAUUAACCGCUUUAGCAAUGCUUCUCUUGGAUCCUUAUUAUCGAACUUUGAAAGGCUUUGAAGUUCUUAUUGAAAAAGAAUGGCUGAGCUUUGGUCAUAAAUUCCAGCAACGUGUUGGACAUGGCGACAUUAAUCAUUCCGAUGCUGAUCGUUCACCAGUUUUCUUGCAGUUUAUCGAUUGUGUUUGGCAGAUAAGUCGACAAAUGCCGCAUGCAAUGGAAUUCAACGAAUAUUUUUUAAUCACAAUCUUGGAUCAUUUGUAUUCGUGUCGCUUUGGGACGUUUCUUAAAAAUACUGAACGUGAAAGAGUCCAAGAUGAUUUGAAACAUACGACCGUGUCAUUAUGGUCGUGGAUUAAUUCAUCACCAGAACAAUACCGAAAUCCACUUUAUGGUGGAAUUGGAAAUUCCGUUCAAACAGUUUUGAAGCCCGUUGCCAGUAUGCGGCAUAUUCGUUUAUGGAAAGGACUUUACUGUCGUUGGAAUCCUUCAAUGAGAACGCAAGAUCCUAUUUAUCAACGUACGAGAGAACUUUUAGCAUUGCAAGAUCAAUUAAAGCGUCAAGUUGAUGAGAUCCUCGAAUUCAUCACUAACAAGCGAGCAAUGAACAGUGAAACAGUUGAAAAUAGAUUAAGCUCUUCGAAUGCUUCGAACUUUACAAAUUUAGAGAAUCGUCUUGGAAAUAUUUCGUUUCAAUUACUAGCUGGUGAGCAGCCACAAGACAUCAACGAUGCCUCAUAUAUUUGUCCAUAUUUCGGUGCACAACCGGGAACAUUGUUUAUUACAAAUUACAGAUUUCAAUUUCAACCAAACCGCUUGAACCAUGAAAAAAGUCCGUUUCAGGUUGUGGAUGUUCCACUUGGUACAGUUGCAAGAAUUGAGAAAGUUGGCGGAUCAAAAUCAAAAGGAGAGAAUGCAUAUGGAAUUGACAUAACGUGCAAGGAUUUAAGAAAUGUUCAAUUUGCUUUUAAGCAGGAAACUCACUUCCGUCGUGCAAUUGUCGAUAAACUUCAAAGGUUUUCAUUUCCAUUCUCAAACAACAGUCAAAUAUUUGCUUACGAUUACAAGGAGACUUUUGUUGAGAAUGGUUGGAAUGUUUAUGAUCCAGUGGCGGAGUUACGACGAAUGAAAUUGGGUAUUGAUGAGAACAUUAAAUGGCGCAUAACAGAAGCAAACACCAAUUACGAACUUUGUGACACAUAUCCAAAAGUGUUAGCAGUUCCAAGAUCUGUUUCUGAUGAUGAUUUGCGUCCAGUUGCCAAGUUUCGUUCCCGGGGACGACUUCCAGUUCUUUCAUGGAUUCAUCCAACUUCACAUGCGACAAUCACACGAUGUGCACAACCUUUAACUGGCAUGAAAAAUAAAAAAUCACCAGAAGAUGAAAGUUACAUUGCUGCCAUUAAAGAAGCAAAUCCCAAGUCAGAUAAACUUUCAAUUAUUGAUGCAAGACCUCUAGCGAAUGCAAUUGCAAAUAAAGCAAGAGGUGGUGGUUAUGAAUCGGAAGACGCUUAUCCAGAUUAUGAGAUUGUUUUUGUUAAUAUUCACAGUAUUCAUGUGAUGAGAGAAAGUUCGAAAAAGUUGAAGGAAGUUUGUUUUCCUGGCACAGACGAUCAAAAAUGGUUAUCAUCGAUUGACAAUACAAAUUGGUUAAAGCAUAUUAAAUGCAUUUUAUCUGGUGCUAUGGGAAUUGUUGACAGAAUCGAAAAUAUGAAGAAUUCAGUUCUUGUUCAUUGCAGUGAUGGAUGGGAUCGAACAGCACAGUUAACAUCUGUUGCAAUUCUUCUUUUAGAUCCUUACUACAGAACGAUCAGAGGCUUUGAAAUUCUCAUUGAAAAAGAAUGGCUGAGUUUUGGACAUAAGUUUCAACAAAGAAUUGGUCAUGGUGAUGCUAAUCAUUCAGACACUGAAAGAUCGCCAGUUUUUGUACAAUUUAUUGAAUGUGUUUGGCAAAUUAGUCGACAAUUUCCACGCGUUAUGGAGUUCAAUGAACAUUUUCUGAUUACAAUCUUGGAUCAUUUGUAUUCAUGUCGUUUUGGAACAUUUUUGAAAAAUAAUGAACGUGAAAGAGUCCAAGAUGAUCUAAAGCAGAACACGGUGUCGUUGUGGUCGUGGAUAAAUUCCUCAAUUGGACAAUAUCGGAAUCCCCUCUAUGAGGGUGAAACAAUUCAGAGAGUUUUGAAACCCGUCGCUAGCAUGCGUCAUAUUCGUUUGUGGAAAGGACUUUAUUGUCGAUGGGAUCCUACAAUGAAAACCAAAGAUCCUUUGAUGCAAAGAACAAGAGAGUUGUUGGUUUUAGAGGAGCAGCUUAGAAAACGAGUUGAAGAAACUUUCAAUUUACUUGAAAGUACAAAUGGAGUUAUGACGCAACUUUAAAGCUGUCAGAUGAUUUUAGAGAACUUUUUUUAUAACAAUUCUUUUGUCUUUUAAAAUUCUACAAAAUAUAUUUAUCAAAUUAUUCCCAAAAUAAAAUUUAAUGACAAAGGAAUUUAUUUCUAGCUUUCAGCAAACUCAUGCCACUGGUGUCGGGAAUGAAGUAAGCAAAUAUUCCUAAACCCAUAACGAUUGUUAAUCCACAAAUAAUUGUUGUUGUUUGAUCUUUUAAAUAAAAAACGACGGCAAUCAUGAAUAUUUGAAGAAGAAACUCGAAAGAAGAUGAAAACGCAAUCGACAAUGGUUUCUUUCUUGUGUUGAAAGCUUCAGUUGAAUAAACGUCUGCUAAAAUUCCUAUCGCAAUGCCAGUGGUGGCUUGGAACAUGAAAGCAAGUAAAGUUAUAAGUGUUGUCUCAUCAUCACCCAUUGCUGAUGAUCGUAGAGCAAUUAAAAGCAAGCAUAAUAAUCCACAUGAUAAUAAUGUUGAAUAAAUAUAAAAUUUGAUUCGUUUGAAGUCGAUCAAAAACAUCAUAAUCAGAAUGACAAUCCAUCUGAUCCCGGACAAACACAUUCCUGAUG